CAGACACCGCUCCAUCGCCCCGCCCUCUCACGCACGAGCGCAGCAGCAGCAGCAAGCAACCAAGCAAGCAGCAGGAAGGGCGGACAAGCGCGGCGUGCUGGCGGUGGUGGUGGCGUUUGCGUGUGGGGAAGCUCACACGCCCCCUCCCCUCCCUCCUCCUGUCCACCACCAGCCUGCCCUCCUCCUCCCGCACCACACGCCACUCUCUCCCGAGCACCGCUGCAGCUCACGACGACGAGAAGGGAGGAGGAGGAGGAGGAAGACGAGGAGAAGGAGGAGGAGGGGACCCCGUGAGCCAGCCACGCUAUGGACGCGCCUCUGCCCACCACGGGAUCCACCGUUUUGCUGCCUCUGAGCAACAAACUCAACAUGCCCAUCGACCAGGUGAACUUCGUGAUGUGCCAGCUGCUCGCACUGGCGAUGGCGUUCUUCUUCCGCCUCUACCUGCACCCGAGGGCGGCGAGCGAGCGUGUGCGGCACGGCCUGGCCACGCUCCUCGGGUCGUACUUCGCUAUCUUCUGCUUUGGCUGGUACGCGACUCACUUCUUCGUGCAGGUGAUCGCCAGCUACGCCAUCAUCGUCCUCGUGGACACCCGCAACGUGCACAAAUACACCUUCAUCUUUGCGAUGGGCUACCUGACCGUGUGCCAAAUCAGCCGAGUCUACAUCUUCACCUCGGGGGUCUUCUCCACCGACUUCUCUGGUCCCAUGAUGGUGAUGACACAGAAGAUAACAAGCCUGGCUUUUGAGAUUCAUGAUGGCAUGAUUAAAGAAGACCAAGAUCUUACGGUGGAACAACGGAGAUUGGCCUCCAGGAGACUGCCUACUCUGCUGCAGUUUCUCAGCUUCAACCUGAACUUCCUGAGCAUCCUCGCAGGGCCCAGCAGCUCCUUUAAGGACUACACGGCCUUCAUUGAGGGCAGCCAUUACAAGGGGUGGGAGCGCAGUGGCGCGUGCGGCCGGGAGAACGGCCCCCUACAUGAGCCAUCGCCUGCGGCGGCCGUGACAUCCAAGCUGCUGAUGGUGCUGCUCUCGCUCGUCUUCUACCUGACACUCUCCAAGGCCUUCCCCGUGUCGCUCAAUGCCGACGAGGCAUUCAUCGCCUCGGCGCCGUUGCACGCGCGCCUCUGCUACCUCUACGUGUCCUGCCAGGGUGGGCGGCCCAAGUACUACUUCGCCUGGACUCUGGCGGACGCGAUCAACAACGCGGCCGGUUUUGGCUUCAACGGUUACGACAAGAACGGCCGCAGCAAGUGGGACCUGGUGUCUAAUCUCAACAUCUGGAACAUCGAGACAGCAACCAGCUUCAAAAUGUUCAUCGAUAACUGGAACAUACAGACUGCACUUUGGCUGAAACGGGUGUGCUACGAGCGAGCUGCACAACACCGAACGGUGGCGACGUUCGUGCUGUCGGCCGUGUGGCAUGGAGUCUACCCCGGAUACUACUUCACCUUCCUCACCGGCAUCCCCAUGACCAUGGCAGCUCGAGCUGUGCGGAACAACUUCCGGCACCUAUUCCUGGGCUCACGAGGCCUCAAGGUGGCGUACGACGUGGUCACGUGGGCCUCCACGCAAAUGGGCAUCGCCUACACGGUGGCGCCGUUCGUGCUGCUCGCCACUGAGCCCACGCUGCGAUUCUACAGCUCCAUGUACUUCCACUUCCAUUUGCUGUCGCUGAUGGCCGUGUUGCUGCUGCCGAGCCGACGGAGCAGCCCCAAGGGGAGCGCGGGCUCCGAGAAUGACGUCACGCCACACCAGAAGCCGCUCAACAACAACUGCUCCAACGGCUGUAACUUUGGGGUGCCGCCGGCAUCACGGUUGCCGGUGCCGCCACCGCCACGCGCCAAAAUCGAAUGAGAUCGGCCGUCCAGCACAACUAAGCAGUGAGCACGGUCCUAAGAAGCACGCCCCAUGUGGUUUUUUUUUUAUGACCGUCCCUCACAGACUCCUGCAAGGUGGGAGGAGGGGGUGAGAGGGGGUGUGGAGUCUCAUGUGGAGAGAGAGAGAGAGUGCUGGCUUUUAUUAGGGAGGGCUGGGCUUUUAGGGAGGCUGGUGGUGCUGGGGGAAAGAGAGGGGUCUGGGAGGGAGUGGGAGUAAAUGACACGACACAGAACACCAGGCUUUUAGGCCAAUGUAUUUUUUUAAAGUCCUAAAUAAUAGAAAAAUGUCACAUUCAAGCGCUGUAUUUACAAAAUUGUACUUAAAUGGUUAUGGAAUAAAAAUUGUAACAAGUGCCUUAGAUCAGCGAUUACAAAUGCCAAACCUCGAUGAGCAUCAUCCUUGGCUCGGCUCUUCGUGUUUACCAGUCUCCUCCAAUCCCCAUGCACACCAGCACAACAGAUUUAGUUGCGAGCCACUGCAUUGUAUUAAAGUGUCCUCCGACCUUCGGAGGCUGAGGAAACACGGCCGUAGUCUGUAGACCAUUAGCUUGGGGGGCAGUGUUGUUUGGCAGCACCAGUAAGUGGGGAAAAAAGUCAAAUUUUUAUUGUUCUUAGUUUGGGAAAAUUGUAUGGAAAGCCACACUAUGAAAGAUUUCAAGUGCCAAACAACCCAAAAUGUUCUUUCCUGGGCCAUCGCAAUGUGAUGAACAGUUGGAGUUUGUGGUCUAUUUGGUCUAGGAAAAAUGUAAUGAGAAAUUCUGGAAUGACAUUACCUCAUAAAACAUUUAACCAUAAGCUUACUUAUUACUAUUUUUAAUAGCAGUUGCACAUAUAUUUUGUCUUAACACCAAAACAAGACAACAUUUUUUUGUUUUAAUUACUGAAAGCAAAUUUUCUAUCAUGGAAGACUUUUAUUUACUUGGGCCUAGUUAUGCAGGCUUUGUCCUGAACAAACUCAGAGCCUUUCACACCAAAAGCGCCUUAAAAAUAGCAGUAAUAUUUUUCUAAAUACUUUAUGUAUACAAGUUGUAUUACAAUUUAAUUGUCAAACAUAGAAAAAUUGGCACGUAGGUUUAACAAACUAAUCCCACUCGAAAAGAUGUUCGAGAAACGUAGGUGUUUUUUUUAUAUACAAACAUUCGUUUAUUGAUUGCAGUACAAUCAGUUCUCAUCAGAAUAAACAAAAAAACUGUAUUAUAUCUUGAUUUAAAGCUUUCGUGACUGCAGGGAUUCAUGUUCUUGGUUCUUUCGGUAAAGUCACGUAGAAGGGAAACAAUAAAAAAUAUAUAUAACAAUAUAUUAUUAUUUUAUUGUUUCCCUUCUACGUGAUUUUACCGAAAGAACCAAGAAUAUGUAUUAUAUGUUAUUUACCACGCAGCCAUAUUUUAACAUUUAUUUUAAAUGUAAACUUGACCUAUGAACUACGAUGAAAAUUUGCUGCGAGGUCCAAUGCACAGUUGAUUUAAAUCCUGUGCUGAGUAUUAGCAGAACUAGUUUAUAGGUUAUUUUACUUGAGAGUUGUCCAAUUUAAAUUCAUCAAGAGAUGAAUUGCUGAUCUGUGACAAAAAUAUUAAUUUAAACAUCUGCAGUAAUGUUUUAAAAUGUGUACCAAUAAUUCCAAUAACUUUUAUUGAGGGAUUGAAGUUAUUAUUCAUUUUAAGGGACUAUUCACAUUUUCUCACAAACGUGGGACUCGAAAAAGCUAAAACAAUAUUAGGACAACGUAUUUACAUCUUAUGCUUCUUUCACUUCUGCAAAUUGCAUUUUUUUUAUUCCUUCUAAACCUCAAUUUGCCAUCUGGAUUCUAUAUAAAAGUAAACCUCUCACAACCCAGCCUUUAUGUAUGACUCUAGCAGUCUCAUGCUCACAAGAUUGGCUGCUUGUCUCACAGGACCAGAUUCAUGACAGCUGAACAGAUUUAUUAAUUGGAUAUAAAUUAAUAAGCCACCUCUUCCAAAUUGGGCUGCUGUCAACAGUCUCUGCAGCCCACCAUCUGGCCAGCUGUGCCUCUACACCUUCCCACUUUCUUUUGUAGCAUUUUCCCCGCAGUGUAGCAGGGGUCGGAGGGGCAACAACCCCUCCACGCCAAUGUCUCGUUGUCCUAAUGUUCCGAUGGCUUCUCAAACAUGAAGAAAAGACGGCUGUUACGCGAAUGACCACUAAUUGUUUGCCAAGCGCGUUCGUACAACGCCCGGCCACCACGGCAUAGGGCCCACCGCGACGACGCGCUCCGUAACGAUGAGAGCCCCUUCGUCGCCGAGUGCCGAUCUCCGGCGAGUGACGCGACGGUAGAGGGGAUGGAGUUUCUGGCAACGCGCGUUUGGUCGUGCCGUGGAGCGCGGGGGGAGGGUGUCGUGGUGUUUUUUUUAUUUUGCACGUUGUGACGUUGCUACGACUCUAGUAACCUUUACCUCAGACAGGCCGGUUGCGGUUACCGUUUUAUUUUUGUAUCUUUCUCGUUAGAGGUGCGUCUGUUUGAACCUUUGGCUGUGCAGAUGCUCCGUUACUUAAGAACGUGUUCAAUGAAAUUCAGCAGAAACAGAUUACUUAUACGACUGACGGAUACAAGCACUCAUGUUAUGUGAUAUCUCACACUCUGUUAAGUGUCUGUUUUGCUGAGUAGUGAAUGCGCUGUCACCACGGAGCCUUUUUAAUGGCGUCGGUGGUUUGAUUCCUGCCAUUGUCGCCUGGUAAUUUCUCCGGCAAAUUUAACUAAAGUGAGCAGUGCCCUCAGCUGGCUGCAGCACUUUGAGACUAGAGGCCUAGUUUGUGUUGGCAGAAAGGCAUUUUUUUGUAGAUUUUUCCUUAUAAAGUGGCCCGAUUGCUAUUAUUCUUUGCCUGUUUAGCCAUUUUUAUACUGUAAAUUCUGAAAAAAGUUUCCGUCAGCACAUUAUUGAGGCCCUGGGAUGUCAAAAGGCGUUUUAGUAAUGAGGUUAUGCUAAUUAUUGCUGUGUCUAUUGAAAUGAAAUAAUGUUUAUGAUCAAAAAUCAAUUAGUAUUCAGUAUUCCCCUUCACACAUCCGUGACUGAGUGCUGUAGACUAACAUCCAGUGUGUGUGUGCCCAUGUAAUAAUGAAGCACUCACUCAUUGCAGUUUGGAUGCAGCUUGCAUUAUAAUGCAUGAGCUAUUUUAAAUAUAACUAAUUCAUAAGAUACAACACAAAUACGCAAUGCAAUACCAAUUGCUCGUACAAAACGUCACCUCAAUACAAGACGCAUCCUCAUUGGACUGGCUUGCCAGUGAUUUUCAUUUUCCCCUGGAGUGCGUACAGUCAUGUAUUUUGUCAAAUGUGUGUUUUACCAUUUUGUGUCUUUGGGUUGCUGUUUUAAAAAAAAAAGAAAGAUCCUCAAUUUUAAUCAAACGCUUGUUUUUAAACUCGGCACGUGUUUGCACUACAGAUUUAUUUUUAUUUUGUCUUUCGGCAGCGGUCUUUAUUGACUUGAAGAAGGCCAGAUAAUGUGCACGGCUGCAGACUUGUGGAGUUUAAUGUUUGGAAUUUGUACGAUUAGGCAAGGACCCGUGUGGCUUACUUCGAGGUAUUUCUAAUUUCUAAUUAUACAGUUCCAUGAGCAUGUUGCAUUGAUGAAUGUGUCGUCCGUUAUUGCAGGAACAAAGUACUGUACAGCGAAACCUCGCUUCGACGUUUUUAAGGGGACCCGCCAAAUCGAAUGUUAGAUGCGUGAAAAUGUAGAGUAAUGAGACAGAUGACUUUUGAAGGGGGCAGGGGCUUUAAAAUAGGGUGUUAAAUAUGUAAACAUUCUCCACCAUAAAUAGCUCCUCCAAGCAUCCUUCCUGCUACACUUCUGUGGCCUACUAACUCACCCAAAGGCGAGUGGCACCUUUGCAGGGCAACGUCUAGUCAAGGUUUGCUGAAAGGUUGUUCUGAAAAUGUCGUACCAUUACAUUCACAAGCAUUUGAAACCAGGCACAUUCGUGGCUGGCCACUUUGAAGCACACUUAAAAUCUGCAGGACUGGCUGAGUGCUGUGAUCCUUGAUUUACUCAGCCACCUUGUAUAUACCAUUUUUUUCUACCAUACUACCCAAACUUUUUGCUGCAAUAUUCAAGUACGAUUUCAAUUUGUGUUGCUUACAUCUGAAGCAAUCCUAACCUUGACUCACCUCUCCGACCUUGCCUAGAUUCCAACUCAUAAAGAUCAUGCCACUCUGGGCCACUCCGCUAGGGCACAGUUGGUUAUGGAAAGGAUGUGUGCAUAGUGCAGUCAGUGUCUGUGCAAGGAGGAGACAAUCGUGAGCUUAACGAAACAUCCCACAUUUUGAUGAAGGCGUGGGACAAACACCGUGUUUCGUUGUUGUCACUCCGCGAUUUUAAAGUUGCUGCUUUUAGGCCCAGUUUACAGCCACUGUAAAUGCUGGAGAGGGUUCAGCUCUGUAGUUCUUUGGAGCCCUGAUCAUUGAUGCGAGACGCCACGAUGGCAAGAUGUUAACUCCCUCGCCUGAUAUGCAGGAGGUCGUGGAUUCAAUCCAAACCCUGGCGCCUGUUGUAUAUUUGGAGUCUGUGUCUUCUCCCCGUGGUCGCGUGGGUUUUUCUCCGGGUCCUCCGGUUUUUCCCCUCCACAUUUAGAAACAUGCGUUCAGCGUAUUUGGCCGCUAUGAAUCUUCACAUAAGCCACUUCAUUGAGCUAUUAUGUGAGGCCGUGUCACUUCUUAAAAAUAGCUAUAUAUAUCGGUGUGCGUUACCUGGUAAAAUAAAUAAAAAUAUAUAGUUUCAUAGUUGAACUCUCAAAAGAACACUCGACAAUGCUCAGCUCGGCAAUUGUCUUGGGAGCCUUGUCAUCACGAACGGAUUUUGUGCAGCCACGUUCAGCCCGGCUGCACAACUCGCCGCCACAGUUUGUAUGGAGCUGGUGAUGGGUGUGCAACUCUACGUUUCCUUGCUCAUGUUACAGCCGGUGGUUGGACCUCUAAUAAAGGGAGCUCAUUUUUAGGCUCACAAGGUGUUGUGCGGGUGUUUUCCCGUGAUUCUGUACGGCACGUGUGUCUUCAUCUUGUGCAUGCAGAUGAACCAAUUACGUAGCGGACACGGCCUUAUUAAUCGCACAAAGGGCCUUCCCUAGAGAGCUGCAGAGCCUCGUGACCAUCCCAUGAAAUGGUUGUACAUUAACAUAACACUCUUGACUGUGAGUACUUGCCAAAUGUUAUGUCAAGUGAAUGGAAGCAUUUACCUCCAAUUGUACAUGCUUCUGUCGGGUUUUAAAGUUACAGCUCUGAUGUUUUAAAAUGUGGACCUGUUGCGAAAAGAAUAAUGUUUUUUAUUAUUAUUAAACGAGUUUACAAUCA
Molecule: messenger RNA, 7179 nt
Organism: Petromyzon marinus (sea lamprey)
Lineage: Eukaryota; Metazoa; Chordata; Hyperoartia; Petromyzontiformes; Petromyzontidae
Product: membrane-bound glycerophospholipid O-acyltransferase 1-like
Biological process (GO): lipid modification
Cellular component (GO): membrane
Molecular function (GO): acyltransferase activity
Source: RefSeq, a predicted model, not a curated record